AUGAUUAUCACCACAAGCCGUCCAUCUUCAUGCAUCAACGACCACCCAACUCAUCACCAUCCACCAUACACUUAUACCACCUCACACCAUCACCCAUCCACGUCUUCACCAACCAUCCACCACAUCACCCCAUGUCAUCCUAAACUCUGCAACCACCUAUCACCAGGCACCACCUAUCCACACUCAUUCACACCAUCAUCAGCACCGCCCAGCAACCAUCCACCUCAAUCCCCCUCUCACACACGCUCUCAUCAACCAUUCCACACCCCACAUGCUACCUCAUCACCACCACCGUCCAACUCAUCACCACCAUCAAUCACCACUCCUCACCCACAAUCAACCAUCCACAUCAUCAACCAUCACCAAUGCCACCGCACCCUCAAAACUCACCACCUCAUCACCACCCCCGUCUACUCAACCACCCACCAUGCACCUCAUCACAUCACCUUCAUCCCACCUCCAACCAUCACCAUCCACGUCAUCACCAGCCAAACACCAAACCAUCCACUCGCAUCCCCCUGCAUCAAUCCUACUCAUUCACCACCAACCAUCCAACUCAUCAACAACUAA
Messenger RNA from Penaeus vannamei (Pacific white shrimp), 570 nucleotides. The record is from RefSeq and is a predicted model, not a curated record. NCBI's taxonomy places the organism in Eukaryota, Metazoa, Arthropoda, Malacostraca, Decapoda, Penaeidae.